Molecule: messenger RNA, 396 nt
Organism: Ectocarpus sp. CCAP 1310/34
Lineage: Eukaryota; Phaeophyceae; Ectocarpales; Ectocarpaceae
Source: the annotation of a GenBank genome assembly
AUGGAAGGGGAGGGUGCAGCGCUGAAGUCAUGUUGCGGGGGACUUUGUGUGACUCGGGAGAUCAUANUCACUGAAGCGAGAAAGGCGCGUAUGGAAGGGGAGGGUGCAGCGCUGAAGUCAUGUUGCGGGGGAUUUUGUGUGACUCGGGAGACCAUGUCUCUCUCCAACGCAGAGAGUUGACGCCAUUUUUGAAGGCACAACAAUUUUCACGAGCAGCAUCUUUUCGGAGCUUCUCGUGUCCAACAGCACAGAAAAGGCCAUGGGUGCAAACUGUAUUUUUUCUAGAAGCAAAAUAGCGAAUGCAGGUGCGAAACAUUGUUUCUGGUUCACGGGCGGGAAUAUUGGUACAGCAAGUACCGCUGUAUCGGGACGCGUGCUCGCAGCGUCGUUGCAGAG